UCCUGCUCCAGUCCUGCGCUGUCACGACCGUGCUACUUCCGGUACCAAGAACGUGUUGACGGAAAGCGAAAAGGGACAUCUCGCGUGUACGAUACACACACGUGAAACACACGAAAGCCAACAUUGCUGUUGAAACGUGUUUUAUUUAUCUUAAAAAAUGAGCGUGAAAAGAGAUGAACAGGAUGGGGAGGCGGAUGGCGAUCAUCUUUUCCUCGAUCAAGUUCUAAACCAGUUGUAUGAUUUUGGGGAUAGAAAAAACAAAGGAUUGAAAAAGACUCAGAAGAGAAAGAAGUCUACAGGAGACACAGGCUCCGAGCAGAUCAUGACGAGCUCCACAGUUUGUGAAAACAUCCCGUCUGGAGCUGAACUUUCCAGUGUAGAGCUGGUUACAUUUACUGAUCCUCUGAAGAAGAACAAAAUACCCAAGACUGCUGAACCAGGGCAGAAGGUUCCUGAUGUUAAAGGAAAGAAGAAAUCGGGCUCAGAUGAGAAACUGGCAAUAGAAAAGGCUCGGUUUGAGGUUCACAAGUUUGGGCUGUCGGGGUAUCAGAAGCAGCAGCAGAGGGUCUUUGAGCAGGACAGGGCCAUCAUGCUGGGAGCCCGACCCCCGAAAAAGCAGUAUGUUAACUACAAAAUGUAUCAACAAAUGAUAAAAGAUCAGAAGAUGAAAGCAAAAGAGGAAGCUAAAGCUGAAACACAGAAGAAAAGAAGGAAAGAAGGGAAAUCAAGGCCUGAGAAAAGUAAAUCAUCGUCGAGAGGAGAGCUCGGUGGACAAGUUGGUCGCUUCAAAAACGGAAUGCUGGUGUUGAGCUCCAAAGACAUUCAGAAACUAAAAGUUAAAGUGAAAAAGUGAGCGACUGUUUCUGAAUCUUCAGACCACUUUCAAAAUGCAAGAUCGUUUUAAUAUGUAUGGAAUAUCACAUUUUGACUGGACUGUAAUUGAAACUUUACCUCUUUCAUUUAUCUGUUGAACAUUUAUAAUGCCAUUACGGUUUAUAUUUUUUGGUUUCUUCACUUUGGUGCGUCUGUGCUACAGACAUAAAUUAUAUGUUAAAAUAUGGUUUGACAGCUUUUGGUACCCGAGUGCGCUUUAUAGACCCCAGUAAUAUAGAAACCUCCCAGAACAUCUUAGCAACCUCACUACCAGGGCAUUUGACACACAUAAUUCCUUCAGAAAGUGUAAAAGUGUACUUUUAUUCACAAUAAAUAAUGCUGAAACACUG
Messenger RNA from Carassius auratus (goldfish), 1223 nucleotides. RefSeq names its product 40S small subunit processome assembly factor 1 (gene fsaf1). Lineage: Eukaryota; Metazoa; Chordata; Actinopteri; Cypriniformes; Cyprinidae. The transcript is spliced from 7 exons. The coding region runs from base 158 to 853 and encodes 231 amino acids. The record is from RefSeq and is a predicted model, not a curated record.